Molecule: messenger RNA, 740 nt
Organism: Phragmites australis (common reed)
Lineage: Eukaryota; Viridiplantae; Streptophyta; Magnoliopsida; Poales; Poaceae
Source: RefSeq, a predicted model, not a curated record
UAGCAUAAUUGUCAAUGGCCAAGAUUGUCGCACUAAUCCUUGUUGCUAUCACAUUGGUAGCCGCACAGGUGCCGGCGGAAUGCGCACCGCCGAGAAGUAUUAGUGAGGUGGACUCGAAAAUGAAGAAGGCCCUCGAUGGCGUCAUCUCUUCCGCCCCACCGGCAGAAACUAAAGUUGCUGGAACUACCGCUGCCUACGAGAAAGCUGCUGAUGUUAUCAUUGCCGCCGCGCCCGCUGACGAGUUUACAGUAAUGGAAGAAGCCUUCAACGCGGUCGAGUCAGUGCCGGCGGAAUGCGCCAUUGCCGACAAGUCCAUCUGUGAGGUGGACUUGAAAGUUCGGAAGGCCCUCCAUGGUGUCGUCUCCGCCGCCCCACCGGCAAAAAAGCCCGAAACUAAAGAUGCCACGUUCAAACAGAGUUUUGUUGCUGCAGCUUCUCUCGCCCAGGCUGCAAAUGCAGGAGACGACAAGAAAGUCGCUGGAAUUACCGCUGCCUACGGGAGGGCUGCUGAUGCGGUCAUUGCUGCCGCGCCCGCCGACAAGUUUACAGUAAUGGAAGAAACUUUCACGGCUGCUCGUCCUAUUGCUUGAGCGGCACCUCGUCCAUGUUCGAACAUGAGACCUUCGCUGAGACAGCCUGCUGUGCUACCACACACGUACUUAGCAUCAAUGAUGCAUCAUUCAUGUAAUCACUAUUAUUGAAUCCAUUAUGGCUGUACCUUCAAUUUGUAAGAGCACGUA